AUGGACGCAGCAGAUGAUGAUAAAGAUGUUCGACUCCAAAGAGAGUCAGGAGAGCUCUUGGAAGAUUUCGAAAAAUCACUACACCCAUUCCUUCACAACGUUACUAAUAAGGGUCAACUACGAAGGAGAGUCCGCACAAGAGAAACAGAUAGAUUGGCAGCAUUGCUAGAUAAUUUCCAAGAACUUCCUCAACUCCUCGAUCCACACCUUCAGAAACUUAUACCCAUACUAGCUAAUGCUUUCAUUGCCUCCAUAUCGAAACCACCUUCGAAGACCCCUCCCGCUCAUACUCAAUUGUUGAUGCCUCUAUCAAAAGCUAUUUGUCGAUUACUUUAUACAUUCUGUAAAGUUAGAGGAGAGAAAGUUAUCGUUCAAUUCCUAAAUACCGAUGUCAAACUUAUUGAUUUAUUACUUUCUGCUAUCGAAAAAGGAACAUGGAUAAAUAUUGAUGCAUGCGAAAACCCAGUAGAAGAAGUAUGGGGUUGGGAAGAACGAUACAUAACUUUGCUUUGGCUCUCGCAGUCACUCAUGGCACCUUUCGCUCUCAAUUCCUUGUCAUCCACCCCCCCACCUCGUGAUGCCAAGCUAUAUCUGGCUCAUUUUAAAUUACCAGCCAAUACUCCUGGUGUAGUAUUGCGGUCUAUCGCAUUGGCCGUAAAAUAUCUCUCCUCAUCUGGCAAGGAGAAAGAUGCUGCAAAGAUCCUACUAGUGAGAGUUGUUCUGCUCAAGGACAUGCAAGAUCUUGGGGUCCUGAAUUCUUCAAUAACGUGGGCAACAUCUGUUCUAAAGUCUGUUAACGAGAAUCGAAAUAUUCACUAUAUCAAUGGUGUUUUGUCCUUUUUUGCUGGGAUUCUCAAGUCGUCUACGGGCACCGCUUAUAUGGACUCUGGUUUGGAACCAGUAUUCUAUGCUGUUUCUAAUUUUGUGGAAUCAUCGGAUCGUUUCUCCAAAGAAGUUCAGAGCUCGGCUGUUGCGCGGAAGUUCAUUAUCAAGAUUUUUCGCGGCAUUGCUUUGCUCAAUUUGCGACCAUCUUUCACAACUAUUGAUGACAUUUUGAGUGACUGUGUUGAUUUCAUGUUACAAUCGCUAUUGGAUCCAUCAACGCCAGUUAGAUUGGCUGCAAGUAAAGCGUUAAGCGUCGUUAUUCUAAAAGUACAACCUGAACACGCCUAUGAAUUUGUGCUUGCGAUUUUCGAAAUGUUAGAAGCGUUUCCAACUACUGAUGUUUUGAAUUGGCAUGGCCAAAUUUUAACACUCUCACAUUUGCUAUAUCGUCACGCGGCACCUCCUGAAUUGCUUGAUAAAGUGAUUGUUUUUCUACUCAAAGCUUUAUCAUUUGAGGGAAAGUCUUCAUCUGGUAGCUCUAUUGGAACCAAUGUGCGAGAUGCUGCAUGCUUUGGAAUAUGGGCAUUAGCUCGACGUUACCCAACUGCGGAAUUACAAGAUAUUGACAUCAAAUCCGAAGGUUUUAGUCAUUCGAUGAAUACAAGCUCUACUAUACAAACUCUAGCAACACAUCUCGUUGUCUCCGCAUGCUUGGAUCCUGCCGGCAAUAUACGUCGAGGAGCUUCUGCAGCACUUCAAGAACUGAUAGGCCGCCAUCCAAAUACUAUCAUUGAAGCCCUGGAGUUGGUACAAAUUGUUGACUAUCAUGCUGUAGCUCUUCGAUCUAGAGCGAUACUGGAAGUGGCAGUUUCAGCUUCUUCACUGGCUUAUAAAACCGACAGCGGAGAAUCUUGGCACCACUAUGGAGAGGCACUCCUUGAAGCAUUACGAGGUUGGCGUGGGGUUGGUGAUGCAGAUCUUGUUACAAGGCGAAAUUGUGCUGAAGCCUUCCGUCUUAUAAAUUUUCCGGAAAAGAAUGGCAAAACUCCUAACACAUACAAAGAUUCUUACGACACUAUAUGUUCUCUCGAUCAACAACUCAAUGAUCUUACAGUUCGUCAGACUAACGAACGGCAUGGAUUACUUCUCUUUAUAGCGGCAGCGAUUCUUGAAUGUCCAAAAUUUCACGAGAGGGAAGAUUAUGCUGUUUCUUUUCAAGUGUAUUCGGAUAGAAUUCUCAAUAUGCUCACUUCUUACAUUUCAAACAUAACGUCGGUAUCAUCUCCACAAAGCUGGCGACGCCCUGAUUUAAUGGCGGAAGCUGUGGCAUGUGUGAUCUUUCAUUGUUUCCGUAUAUUUGGGAUAAUGGUCAUGUUUAAAAUGCCGGGUGCGCCUUCUGUCUCCAGCGAUAUAUCAAAAUGGUUAGACGACUCAAAAACCAGAAAAGUCCUCAUGUUUGAGUAUGAGGAACCUUAUGCAGAGCAUAUGAUUAGUACCUCGGGCCAUCAAACGGUGGCUGAAGUGUUGGCUCAUACCAUGGAUGAGUUUGAUUCUUCCGAUACUCAACACGAUUCAAGUGUCCAAAAUGAGUUGAAGCAUCACGACAUCGAAAAAGCAAGAGGAAAUAUUCUGAACUUCCCAUUACUUGUCAGAAGCUUCAUCGGGCACUUUAUUGACACUGGUUCUGAAGAAUUGGUUACUCUUUUAACGGCUUGUCAUCGCAGGUCGUUCUUUUGGUAUUCUGCUGGGCAUCGAAAUAGUUUAAUCGAUCGUAUGUUGCUGUCAAUGCAAAAGACUCAGCUGACAUUCUCCAUGCUUUUGAUAUCAUACUCAUUGUCCCAAAAUAACUCGAAUGAUCAAAUGAACAAAAUUUCCGUUGCAUUACAUGAGAGCUGGAAGUCAACUAUCGGCAAACGUAUUUACGAUAUCAAGACACGACUGGCUUUGCUUCCAUAUAUUUCAAAAGAAAGCAAAGCGCUAAACUCUUCUAUUAUUGGGUUCUGGGAUAUAGUUUCACAUGGUCUUGAUGACUAUCAUACAGAUCCAGCACAAGGUGAUAUUGGAUCGCGAGUAAGACUAGAGGCUAUCAAAGGAGCUGCGGCAAUCUUUCUAUCUACAGAUUUAAGAAGUGAUUCAGCUAAUAUGAAAAUAUUUUCUACCAUGUUUGGUAAGCUGUUGAGACUUAGCACGGAGAAGUUGGAUAAAGUUCGAACAGAGGCGAAGAAAGCCCUUCUCGUCAUUCUGCCGAGUCUUGUCUCUAGAUCCGACACUUUGUCCUUUGAGCAAAGUUCAAUUUCUUCUUAUGAACAUUUUCGAUUUAUGCUAGAUUUACAAACGGGAGAUCGUCUGACCAGAAAUACAACGACUAAGGAAUUUCAAUGGCUUCCUUCGUGGACGGAUAAAUUAUUGGAAGGAUAUGUAACUUCUGCCCAUGGAGGAACAGAAGAUUUACGUCGCGUUAGCACCGCAGCUUUGAUUGCUUUUUGCGAUGAGAAAGCUGAAAAUAGAGAAUUUAUUGGUGCGGCUCUGACAAUACCAAACCCUCUGCGAACAAAUCGCAAAAGAAACCAAUAG
Messenger RNA from Sclerotinia sclerotiorum 1980 UF-70, 3399 nucleotides. RefSeq lists its product as hypothetical. The coding region runs from base 1 to 3399 and encodes 1132 amino acids. NCBI's taxonomy places the organism in Eukaryota, Fungi, Ascomycota, Leotiomycetes, Helotiales, Sclerotiniaceae. The transcript has 4 exons. The record is from RefSeq and is a predicted model, not a curated record. Gene Ontology annotation, biological process: microtubule cytoskeleton organization; tubulin complex assembly; post-chaperonin tubulin folding pathway. Gene Ontology annotation, molecular function: beta-tubulin binding; GTPase activator activity.